CUUAAGGGUACACGAGUAUGGAUUCCAGAUUCUGAAGAGGUAUGGAAGUCUGCAGAGCUGAUGAAAAGUUACAAAGAAGGUGAUAAAUGUCUGUCUCUUCGACUGGAAGAUGGCACAGAAAUGGAGAAUCCCAUUGACCCCAAAACAAACCAACUUCCCUUUCUGCGAAAUCCAGAUAUCUUGGUGGGAGAGAAUGACCUUACAGCCCUUAGCUACCUCCAUGAACCUGCUGUUCUUCAUAAUCUUAAAGUGAGAUUUCUUGAAUACAACACUAUAUACACAUAUUGUGGUAUCGUUCUGGUGGCUAUUAACCCUUAUGAACAGUUGAACAUCUAUGGCGAGGACAUCAUUUAUGCAUAUAGUGGACAAAAUAUGGGUGAUAUGGACCCUCAUAUCUUUGCAGUUGCAGAAGAAGCAUACAAGCAGAUGGCCAGGGAUGAGAAGAACCAAUCACUUAUUAUAAGUGGAGAAUCUGGAGCUGGUAAAACUGUCUCUGCCAAAUAUGCUAUGAGAUACUUUGCUACUGUUGGUGGGUCGGUAAAUGACACAAAUGUGGAAGAAAAAGUUUUGGCAUCCAAUCCUAUAAUGGAGUCCAUUGGGAAUGCCAAAACUACAAGGAAUGAUAACAGCAGUCGCUUUGGGAAGUACAUUGAAAUUGGUUUCAAUCAUAAGUACCACAUAACUGGUGCGCAUAUGAGAACAUAUCUUCUGGAGAAAUCCCGUGUUGUUUUUCAAGCUGAAGAAGAGAGGAACUACCAUAUAUUUUACCAACUGUGUGCCUCAGCCAGUCUACCGGAGUUUUCAGCAUUAGCUAUAAGUAGUGCAGGACACUUCCAUUAUACAAAUCAAGGGCACGAUAUAUUCAUCGAGGGGACAGAUGACGUAGCUGACUUGGAGAAAACACGUAAUGCAUUCUCACUGCUUGGCAUCCGGGGAUCACAUCAAAUGGAGAUUUUUCGUAUUGUCGCUGCCAUACUCCACAUGGGAAAUAUUGAGCUGAAGUCCAGUGACAGAGAAGGGGAUAGCUGUUUCAUUGAUCAAAAUGACAAGCAUUUGAUACUUCUGUCCAAGUUACUGGGUGUUGAGAAGACGCAGAUAGCACACUGGCUAUGCCACCGUAAGCUUGUAACAGUUAAUGAGACCUAUAUAAAGCCCAUGUCAAAACAGCAAGCAACCAAUUCCCGGGAUGCUCUAGCAAAGCACAUGUAUGGUCAACUUUUCAAGUGGAUUGUGAACAGGAUUAACAAGGCAUUGAGCGCCUCUUCCAAGCAGCAUGCAUUCAUUGGAGUACUGGACAUCUACGGGUUUGAAACUUUCGAAGUUAACAGUUUUGAACAGUUCUGCAUCAAUUAUGCGAAUGAAAAGUUACAGCAGCAGUUUAACAUGCAUGUGUUUAAACUGGAACAAGAAGAGUAUAUGAAAGAAGAGAUUCCUUGGACCCUGAUAGAUUUCUAUGACAACCAGCCAUGCAUUAAUCUCAUUGAGGCAAAGCUUGGAAUCUUGGAUCUGUUGGAUGAAGAAUGCAAAAUGCCAAAAGGUUCAGAUAAGAGUUGGGCUCAAAAGUUGUACGGCAGACAUUUACAGUCCAGCCAGCAUUUUAAGAAGCCUAGGAUGUCCAACUCAUCCUUCAUCAUUCUGCACUUUGCUGACACUGUGAGUAUCCAUUCUGAACUUGUUGCUGAGCUCUUUCAUGACAAGGAGAGUGCAGUUCUGUCUGCAUCCGGUGGAAGGUCUUUCCCUGCCAAAAUGAACCUACGGUUUAGCAAAAAGAGUUUACCAGCCACUAACAAGGAGCACAAGAAAACUGUUGGAUCUCAGUUCAGAGAUUCUCUUCACCUUCUAAUGGAAACGUUAAAUUCUACAACCCCUCAUUAUGUGCGCUGCAUCAAACCCAAUGACCAGAAGCAGAAUUUCAGGUUUGAUAGCUUACGUGCAGUACAACAGCUAAGGGCAUGUGGUGUCCUAGAGACCAUUAGGAUCAGUGCUGCUGGCUUCCCAUCAAGGUGGACUUAUCAAGAAUUCUUCAGCCGUUACAGGGUACUCAUGAGAAAGGAGGACAUUAGCGGAAAUGAUAAAGAGCAAACCUGCAAGAGUACACUGGAAUAUUUAAUCAAGGAUCCAGACAAAUAUCAGUUUGGCAAGACUAAGAUCUUCUUCAGGGCAGGGCAGGUAGCCUACCUAGAAAAACUUCGAGCAACCAAACUAUUUGAAGCUUGUAUAAUGAUUCAGAAGGUGAUGAAAGGCUGGUCCCAGAGGAGACGUUACUUGCAGUUGCGUAGCUCAGUUAUUGCACUUCAAAAAUGCAUUAGAGGAGUUCUGGCAAGGAGGUUGGCUGAACACUUGAGAAGAUCCAGAGCAGCUGUAAUCAUACAAAAGCAAUACAGAAUGUUGGUUGUCAGACGUCUGUACUGCCUUAUUCUUGAAGCAACCAUCACUCUUCAAGCAUAUGUGCGUGGCAUGUUUGCAAGACACCGGUACCAUCAGAUGGUAGAAGAACAGAAAGCCAUUGUUAUUCAGAAGUAUGUACGUGGUUGGCUGACUCGCAGUGCAUUCCUGCAUGUACGGAACACUGUCGUCUACCUACAGUGUUGCUUCCGGAGAAUGCAAGCUCGUCGUGAACUGAAAACGUUGAAAAUUGAGGCCCGCUCAGUGGAACACUACAAGCAGCUCAAUAAAGGCAUGGAGAUCAAACUGAUGCAAUUACAGCAAAAGCUGGAUGAGCAGGCAAAAGAAAAGAAGAAUUUAUUGGAAAAGCUGGCAUCAUUAAAUGCAUUAUACUCAGCUGAAGUGGAAAAAUUAAAGAAUGAAGUAGAAAAAGAACGAGGACAGAAGACUGAGUCGUCCUGCAUUAUUUUGGCAAAGGAAGAGCUAAAGCAACUCCGUGGAGAGUUGGAGAAAUCUCAUGUGGAGCGCAGGAAAAUAGAAGAAACAUCUAGCCAAGAAACUGGAAACCUGAAAGAGAAAAUCACAGAGUUGCAAAGAGAACUGCCAAAGAUAAAAGAAGAAAACAGAGCAUUAAACCAAAAACUUCAAGACCAAACAAAGAAUAUGGAAGAUUGGCUUGCCCAAAAAGUGGCAGCAGAGAGCAAAAAACUGAUGGCUGAAUUGGAGGAAGAGAGAGGCCGAUAUCAGAAUCUGGUGAAUGAAUAUUCCCGUCUUGAGCAGCGCUAUGAAAACCUAGAGGAGGAAAUAACUUUCAGCAAGCAAAUACCACGACUCAGAAGAAACUUGUCUACUCCAAGCAGCCUGUUUUCAGACAGCACUGAUCAGUUAUCAAAUAUCUCUGAAUAUGGAGAUUUUGAAGAGACAGCUUCCUGCACAGAUUCUGUACAGGAAUUAGAUUUCAUAAAGACUACUACUGAAUCUGAACUUCUUCAACUGCAAAAGCGAGUACACCAUCUAGAGUGGGAGAAGAGAAAUCUGCAAGCAGAGCUGGAAUCCAAAGCACAGUUAAAUGAAGCAAAAGGUUUUUCAUCAGAAUCAGUGUAUGGAAAUUAUAAGGAUCUAGAAAACGAGAACCGUAAACUGAAGAGAGAGGUUGACCGACUGCAGAACAUUAUUGUGGGUGGUACUACUUUGAAGGUAGCUGAUGGAGAACCCACAAACUUUAGUACCAGCAAGCCACUGUUGAACCAGUUAAGUUUUGUCAAAGAGGAAUCAAAGAAACAGCAUGAAGGACAGUGCAUCCAAGUUCAGGCAGACAACACCGAAAUAAAUCAUAGUGUUCCAAAGAGAAAGGAAGGCAUGUCAAAUUUGUUUGGGCUAGCCAAAGAGGGUAGCAGGAUGAAUGAAGAAGAUCUAAGAUAUGCUUAUGAUGCAGUCCGUAUUGCUAACAGAUUACUGGAAAAUCAACUUUGUGAACACCAGAGGCAGCGAGAUGAAGAGGCAUACAAAUUUCAGAUUGAAAUCCGAGCCUUGAAGGAUGAAAUUGAUAAACAGCAGCAGACACUGGUACAAGCACUACAGUUGCCAUCUGAGGCACAAGUUGAUUUUGGACUUCAUCAGCAAAUAAGUCGACUGACAAAGGAAAAUCUGGAUCUUAUGGAGCAGCUUGAGACACAAGAUAAGAAUGUUCGUAAGUUGAAGAAGCAGCUGAAGGUCUACAUGAAGAAAGUGCAAGAUUUAACAGUGAAUGGUGUGACCAUAGUAAGUGAUAAAAGUCCAGACCUACUACAACGAGAAUCACGCAGGAAACUUUCUCUGCAGCAGAAGGACAGUACAUUCCAAGGAAUGCUGGAGUGCAAAAAGGAAGAUGAAGCACGACUUGUCAGGACAGUCAUUACAGAGCUGAAUCCUGAAAGUGUUUCAGGGCUGCUUCCUGGUUUGCCAGCUUAUAUUCUGUUCAUGUGUUUCCGAUACGCAGAUCACACCAAUGACCAGCAGAAAGUCUCAUCACUCUUCGCAUCCACAAUAGAUGCCAUUAAGAAAGUGAUCAAGCGAAACAGUAACAACUUCAACAUGCUAGCAUUUUGGCUUUCCAACACCUGCCGUCUGAUGCACUGCUUGAAACAGUACAGUGGAGAUGAGGACUCCAGUAAACUUAAUACACCUGAACAAAAAGAGCAGUGCUUUAAGAACUUUGACCUGACGAACCACUUUCGGGUAUUCAAUGACCUUGCUAUUCAGAUCUAUCGACAACUGAUACGUGCUGCUGAGAGUGAGGUGCAGCAAAUGAUAGUUGCAGGAAUGCUUGAAUGUGAAACUAUACAAGGCUUAUCACACGGGAUGCCAGCUGGCUUCAGAAAGCGAUCAACCAGUAUGUCUGAAAAAGAGAACACAUUCACACUGGACUCCAUUUUGCAACAAUUUAACUCUUUCUGGGAGAUACUCAACCGUUACCAGUUGGAUCCUGACCUCAUUAAGCAGAUAUUUCGCCAAGUUUUUUAUAUCAUUGGAGGUGUCACACUAAAUAAUUUACUGUUGAGGAAGGACAAGUGUUCAUGGAGUAAUGGAGUCCAAAUUAGGUUCAAUGUCAGCCAGCUAGAGGAAUGGCUUAGAGGAAAGCAGCUUCAUCAGAGUGGGGCUUUGGAGACCUUGGCCCCCCUAAUUCAGGCUGCUCAGCUCUUGCAGGUUAAAAAGAAAUCAGAUGAAGACGCAGAAGCAAUAUGUUCCAUGUGUACCUCACUCACUGUUUCACAGAUUGUGAAAAUUCUGAGCCUCUACACACCCCAGAAUGACUUUGAAGAGCGUGUGACAGUGAAUUUCAUAAGUUAUGUACAGAACCAGAUGAAGGGCAGAGGCAAAGAGGGCCAGCGUCAACUGCUUGUAGACACAAAGCAUCUAUUUCCUGUGAGCUUCCCAUUCAUUCCUUCUUCACUGCGAAUGGACAAGAUCCAAAUCCCAGAAAGCCUCCGCCUGAGUUUCCUAAACAGGGUUUGAAUGUUACAAUUUAUAAUUGCACUUGCAAGCUGGCAACAACUCUUUUUUUAUAGUGUUGACAGCAGUCACUGGAUUGUGCCACUGCAGCAUGCAGAGUUCUAAAGAUUGUGGCACUUCUACAUUUGUAAUUCAGCUUGUGUUUGUUUUUAACACAGAUUGUGUUGUUGCUUUUAAUUAGGUAUUACAAAAUGUAUUUUGAUAGCUGUAGUACUAUAUUGUUUUCUGUUUGGUAUACAUUUGGUAUUAUGGAGUUCCUUAGAACUGUUAAUCUCUUCUGAAAGCAGUUGAAAUGUUGAUGUGCUGGAGAGGUGAAUGCAUUCCACUUAUGAUGAAAAAAAUGCACUGAUCCUAGGAAGUUAUUCUAUAGUAUAUUGUCUUUAUGCUCAUUUUUGGCAUAUGCUGAUGCUCUGUGAUCUGCAGAUUUUUCCUUAUCACUACUACCUCUUAAGACUAACUGCACCCCCCCCCCCCCCACCAUCCCAUUAUCUUGGAAUGCCAGAAAAACCCAUUAAACAAAUAAUAGUUGGGCUGUUUAAUGACUUGGAAAGACAUAAUGGAAAGCUGACUAAACAUUUUACUUGUUGUUCAUUCUUGUGAUUGGUGCUCUGACUCCACUGCAAGGCUAGCUGUGUGUCAGUUUUUCUUUUAAACUUUUGCAUCUUUGUUUCCCCCAUCCGAGAUGCUAAAUUUAUAGUUUUUCUGUAGCUCCUGUCUAGCAUCAGAUGUCUGAGUGACUCAUUCGUUAGCUAUUAGCAUUUCCUCUUUUAUGACUAUUCACUACAGAUUAUACAAAAUAAUGAGUAAACCACAUUGCCUUUUCUCAGCUUAAGCAUUUCAUGUUUCCUCUUGUAUGUUUGUCUUUCAUUCCAGUGGAAAUGUACUGCAGGAGUAGAGUCAUAGCUAGGUUAGAGCAAAGAAAUAGAUGCCAUUAUUAAAUUUCUAGUCAGAACUUGAAGCACUGUUAGGACUCCAUGUGUGGUAUAAACUAUAGACAACUGCUUGUUACCAAUGUAGCAAGCAAGUUUGCUAGUUUAAAAGGAGAAGAUGUGUUUUUUUGUUCCUCAACUUAAAAGGCAGGGGGGGGGGUCACCAGAUUGGGGAAUGGCACCAGGCACAAAAAUAGCUAGCUAUAGAAUAUAGUGAUUUAGGGUCUACUACCUGUUUUUUUAUCUUAGUACUGAUUAUGCCUCUAAAACUGUAAACUAUUGUCAUAAGGCUUAGAGAUACACACACGUCUAUAUUUUUAUUACAUCACAGAUUUAUGGAAAAUAAAAUCUUCAUCCCCUCAGAUAAAUUUGCAUCUGUUGACAUUAUCGUCUUUCUAGUAAAUUAUUCACAUGUUAAUGUAGACUAAUAACAAAGCAUCAGGUUAUACAUGUUGCUAGGAGCUUCCAAUGCCAACUACAUUAAGAAUUUACUCUACAUACUCAUAUAAAACAGCAGGCAAAAUUAUCGACAGGUGGACCUUGUAUUUUGUUCUGACAGUGCAGGCAUUUAGACUUUGCUUGGAUUUUGCUGUUUGGUUAUUUUAUGUAGAUUCUUACUUUUAUGUAUUUUAGUUUCUUUCUCAUUGGACUGCAAUUUAUCAAGCAGCAGAGUUGGUUCUGAUUGUAUUCCACACCUGUAGGUAGUUCAGUGGGAAUACAUUUUGAUGAAGCCAUAUUCACUAAUGAAGAGCAAAGGAUGAAUUGGUGCACUGCAUUUCUGGAAUGGAAACUAAGUCAUGUCUACAUCUUAAUUUUCUAUAUUUUUACUGUAGGUCUGCCAUAUAUUUAAAGAUUCAACAAGAAAUGAGUACAUGUUUUGUUGAAUGUCCAAAUUAGAACAUAUUGAAAUCCCACUUUGUACUUUCUCUUGGAAAAAAUGCCAUAAUGUUGUUUGACUGUUGUUAAAUCUGUAAUA
Molecule: messenger RNA, 7281 nt
Organism: Protopterus annectens (West African lungfish)
Lineage: Eukaryota; Metazoa; Chordata; Ceratodontiformes; Protopteridae
Product: unconventional myosin-Vb-like
Exons: 37
Biological process (GO): actin filament organization; vesicle transport along actin filament
Cellular component (GO): actin cytoskeleton; myosin complex; vesicle
Molecular function (GO): microfilament motor activity; actin filament binding; ATP binding
Source: RefSeq, a predicted model, not a curated record